Messenger RNA from Phyllostomus discolor (pale spear-nosed bat), 1647 nucleotides. Its product is annotated as olfactory receptor 6C70-like. The coding region runs from base 433 to 1371 and encodes 312 amino acids. Lineage: Eukaryota; Metazoa; Chordata; Mammalia; Chiroptera; Phyllostomidae. The transcript has 2 exons. Gene Ontology annotation, cellular component: membrane. The record is from RefSeq and is a predicted model, not a curated record. Gene Ontology annotation, biological process: G protein-coupled receptor signaling pathway. Gene Ontology annotation, molecular function: olfactory receptor activity; G protein-coupled receptor activity.
GAGAAAUAGGAAAGAUGAAAAAAUAUUCAAUAGUGCUUAUACCAGUUGGCCAUGUUUCAAGCUAAUCAACUCAGCGAGAAUAAAUUUUAGGAAUGUUUCCAAAGUGGGAUUAGUUGGACACACCUAAGUUAUUUUGGUAUUAAAAGAGAGAGUUUAUCAGAGAUCUUUGUUAUCCAAAGCAUAGAUACUACCAUAUGUUCAGAUAUACUUGAUAGAAAAAUUGCAUCAUUAAAAUAGUCACUCUUUAGGUCUGUGAUUUUAAUGAACUUGAGAAGUUGUUCUAUAUUAAUUUCCCUGCCUAAAAAAUUAAAUAUUGAUUUCCAGUAAGUAUGUUUGGCUUUUGUUAUAGCUGAUCCUUUCUCAUGUAAUCUAGAGAAAAAGAAGAAAGAUACCAACAUAUACUGCCAAUGAAUUUGAAAUCUCAAAAGAGAAAUGAAGAACCAUACAAAACAGAGGGAGUUUAUCCUUCUGGGACUGACAGAUAAUUCUCAGUUACAGAUUGUAAUUUUUUUAUUUCUAUUUCUGAAUUACCUGCUGAGCAUGAUAGGAAACUUAACCAUUAUUGCCCUCUCGCAAAUGGAUCCCCAUCUCAAGACCCCAAUGUAUUUCUUCCUCCAAAAUUUCUCUUUUCUGGAAAUAUCAUUCACAAGUGCUUGCAUUCCCAGAUUCCUAAACACCAUUGUAACCAAGGAAAAGACCAUUUCUUAUAGUGGUUGCAUAUCUCAGUUAUUUUUUUACUUUUUCUUGGGGGCUACAGAGUUUUUCCUUUUGGCGGUUAUGUCCUAUGACCGCUAUGUUGCCAUCUGCAAGCCUUUGCAUUACACAACCAUAAUGUGCACUAGAGUUUGUCACCAGCUUGUACUCAGUUCUUGGGCAACUGGACUCUUGGUGAUUUUCCCACUAUUGAGUUUUAUUCUUAACCUGGAUUUCUGUGCUUCACAUAUCAUUGACCAUUUCAUUUGUGACAUUUCUCCUGUCAUACAACUUUCUUGCUCAGACACACAUUUACUAGAACUGAUUACUUUUUUCUUAGCUGUGAUAACCCUCCUUGUCACCUUGUUAGUAGUAAUCCUUUCUUACUCUUACAUCAUUAAGACAAUCCUAAAAUUCCCUUCAGCUCAGCAAAAGAAAAAAGCCUUUUCUACCUGCUCUUCUCACAUGAUUGUUAUAAUCAUCACUUAUGGAAGUUGCAUAUUCAUCUACAUAAAGCCAUCAGCAAAUGAAAGAAUCACUUUAAGCAAAGGAGUAGCUGUGCUCAAUACUUCAAUUGCUCCUUUGUUGAACCCAUUCAUUUAUACUCUAAGGAACCAGCAAGUUAAACAAGCCUUCAAAAAUGUGUUUAGAAAGACAUUUUAUGCUUUAGACAAGUAAUAGUAUUUAUUGAAAUAAUUAACAGAAAAACAUAAAAGGAACAUGGAACAAAACCUAUUUUGACUUUUCUAGUUUAAGAAUCAAUCUCUAAUAUUUAGUUAGGUGGAUCACUUUACUAAAGCUUAGAAACUCUUUUACUUUAUCAAUUUAACUUUCUGUUCUUCCAAGUGAAACCUUACUGUGUAUAGACAUAAGAGAGUAUGCUCAACAUCACUAGCCAUCAGAGAGAUGCAAAUUAAAACCAUAGUGAGAGACCACUUCACAAUGGUCAGAAUG